Messenger RNA from Selaginella moellendorffii, 1149 nucleotides. RefSeq lists its product as uncharacterized. The transcript has a single exon. The record is from RefSeq and is a predicted model, not a curated record. Lineage: Eukaryota; Viridiplantae; Streptophyta; Lycopodiopsida; Selaginellales; Selaginellaceae. Gene Ontology annotation, molecular function: protein binding. The coding region runs from base 1 to 1149 and encodes 382 amino acids.
AUGUGUGCUAUCGAGGAUGGUGCUUCUAGCGGUAUCACGGUGAACGAGAGUGCGUUAUCGCUGGAUUCCUUGUCUGGAGGGGAUGAAGGGUCUUCUAGCAUCAGCUCGCUGGCGGAGGAGGAGGAGAUCGUGUCGGGAUUGGAUCAAGCGCGAUCUAUCUCGAGCAAGAAGAGGGUGAAGAUGAUGUGCAGCUAUGGCGGCCGGAUCUUGCCCCGGCCUCACGACAACCAGCUGCGUUACAUGGGUGGAGAGACCCGCAUUCUGGUGCUGAAGAAGGAGAUUGCGUACAAGGAUCUCAUGGCGAAGCUCUCACACCUUGCCGGGAAGAGUGUUCUUCUCAAGUACCAGCUGCCUAAUGAAGAUCUGGACGCGCUCGUGUCGGUCACCUCGGACGAGGACGUCAAGAACAUGAUGGACGAGUUUGACAAGAUGGUGAGUCGAGACCGAUCUUCCGAUGGAGCUGCGGUGAAGCUGAGGGUGUUUUUGUUCGAUCCUCACGGCCCUUCCAAGUCGCCAUUGUUCGAUCCAUCGGCAGUGCUCGAGUACUCGUCCGACGAAUCCGUCAUGGAUCCAAGCUCCACAAGCUCGGGGUCAAAGUUUGCGGCCUCGCCGCCACUCCUCGCGACCAAUUCCUCCUCGUAUCACCACCAUCCACCUCGCAAAUCCAAGAUGGGCGCUGCGCAGCAGUUGCGGGAUCACGAGUUUGGGUCGCUCAAGGCGUACCAGCGCAAGCACCAGGCCCAAGAUCAGCACCACUCCCCGGUGGAGCCGGAGAACAAUCACAGCGAACGACGAGGAGGUAUGUUCUACAACCAGGAUGUUCCAUCCAGCGGCCAGCUCCACCCCCAUCACUAUCAAUUCGUUGAUGGAUUCACCAGCAGCGAAGCAAGCCGCGGGAUCAAGCCUCCCUGUCACUGCUGCGCUGCGGAGCCAUCAUCUUCUGCGUCAUCGAUGCUCCCCCCGCGGCAUCCUGUUGCACAGCGAUCCCUGAGUCCCUACCACCAUCACUCCCCUGUGCGUACUGGCUACUCCAUCAACGAAGCCCAAGCCCACUUCUGCGGACCACGCUACUAUAAUCCUCCAUCUUAUUCUCACCACCACCACCCACACCACCAUCACCACCUCCACCACCUAUAUAACAAUGCGUGA